AUGGCAUCAAGAAAGCCAGCAGAUGAAGAUUACAUUGAUAUUGAUGAUACCUAUGAUGCAAAUCAAGAUGACGAUGCUGGAAAUGGAGGAUACGCUUGGGAAGAAGAAUAUAAGAGAUCUUGGGAUAUCUUGCAAGAAGAUUCUGAAGGUCGACUAAGUAGCGUAGUAUCGCAAUUACAACAGCAACGAAAGCGACGAAGAUUAUUGAAAGAUACAGCCAUUAUACAGCGAGGUAUCAUUCGACACUUGUUUUUAGUAAUCGAUUUAUCAGAAGCAAUGAACGAAAAGGACUUGAGACCUAGUCGUGUAGAAUUGACAUUGACAUAUGCACAGCAAUUUGUGAUUGAAUACUUUGAUCAAAACCCUAUAUCCCAGCUUGGCAUCAUUGUUACUCGAGACGGCAUUGCAGAGAAAUUGACAGAGCUUAGUGGCAAUCCAACAGAUCAUAUCAAGGCAUUGAAAUCGAAAAAGAACACCGAGACGAGUGGAGAGCCCUCAUUACAAAACUCAUUACAACUUGCUCGAGCAAGCAUGUUGGGUGUACCAAGCCAUGGAUCCAAGGAAGUCUUGCUGGUGUUUGGCUCAUUGACGACAUGUGAUCCAUCAGAUAUCCAUGAGACAAUUGAUUUACUAAAGAAGGAGAUGGUAAGAGUCAACAUUGUGGGUCUUGCGGCAGAAGUGCAGAUUUGCCGGCUACUGUGCGAGUCAACCAAGGGAACCUAUGGCGUAGUAUUGAACGAAGCCCAUUACAAGGAUUUGCUGUUUGAAGUCGUGCCACCGCCAGCAGUGCUGCCCAACAAGAACACAUCCAAUUUAGUCACCAUGGGCUUUCCUCGACGAUUAAUAGAAGAUCAUCCCAGCUUUUGCGUAUGCCAUUCCAAACUCACUGUGGGCGGAUACAUUUGCCCUCGAUGCAAAUCCAAGGUGUGCGAAUUACCCAGCGACUGCGACAUUUGUGGACUGACACUGGUAUCCUCACCCCAUUUGGCCAGAUCCUAUCACCACUUGUUUCCAGUGGAUAAUUUUGAUGAGAUCAAGCCUAAUAGUGGGCGUGAAACCCAUUGCUUCUCAUGUUUAGCAGAGUUUUCAGACAAGACAGACACAGCGAGCAAAUUUUCAUGUUCUAAAUGUGGACAAGAGUUUUGCGCAGAGUGCGAUAUCUUUGUCCAUGAAGUGCUACAUAAUUGUCCCGGUUGCUGGAGCGUUGGACAAAAGAAGAAGAUGUGA
Molecule: messenger RNA, 1227 nt
Organism: Mucor velutinosus
Lineage: Eukaryota; Fungi; Mucoromycota; Mucoromycetes; Mucorales; Mucoraceae
Exons: 3
Coding region: 1-1227 (408 amino acids)
Biological process (GO): DNA-templated transcription; nucleotide-excision repair; regulation of transcription by RNA polymerase II
Cellular component (GO): transcription factor TFIIH core complex; transcription factor TFIIH holo complex
Molecular function (GO): zinc ion binding
Source: RefSeq, a predicted model, not a curated record